GGUCGCCUUCCCCCCGGACGUCCGUUUCUCCCUGGUUGACAACAGCUCUCUCAGCAUCACAGAGCUGCGUGUGCAGGACCAAGGCAACUACACUUGCAAGGAAGUGCUGAACAAGACGGACCAUGAGCACAGGGUCCAGCUCCUGGUAGCCAAUCCACCAGAGUCAACCCCAAAGUGCUGGGCUGAGACCUCCUCGUCGGAGGCUGAUGCUGCAGGUGUUUUGCAGCUGGCCUGGUGGGUAUCCCCACCCCACUCUGCACUGGAGAGAAGAGGGGCGUGAUCCGGAGAACACAAGUUGGGUCAUCAGCUCUCCGAGCUCCUUGGACACCCACGUGGAAACGCCGAGCAGCUCCCACCUCUCCCACUGCAAAGUGUUCAAGUGUGUCGGGAGCCGCGUUGUCAAGCAGGAGGAGCCUGCCUGCACUGUGGAGAUGAAAAUUCCUUCACUGGAACCGGAGCCCCCGAAGACCUGCUUUGUGGGUGACAAUGUCACCCUGACGUGCCGUGUGACCGAGAGCACCCCAGCAGCGAGGCUCACCUGGCUGCGGGGCAUCACCCAGCCAGAGGUGGAAAUCCAACCCGGAGGGAGGUACCUCAUUGCCCAGGAGGGCAACGUGUCCCGGCUCACCAUCCAGAACUGCUCCCAGGGCACCGACGGGGGCUGUUACAUCUGCAAGGCACAGAACCCCGUGGGGCUGAGGGAGCUGUUCAUCUGCCUGACGGUGAAGCAGCCAGUGAACAUCGUUGGGGUCGUGGGUGCAGUGGUGGUCCUGUCCCUGCUGGCUAUUCUCACCGUCACCGGAGUCAUCUUGUACUACAAUCCCCUCCUGUGCCUGAGAGGUGCUGCAUUCAGGAGUCAAGAGUCAGGGGAUGUCUUAGUGCUGGUGGACUCAGAAGACGACGGUGAGGGGAAGGGGGGAGAGGAGACCAUGAGCAGCUCCACCAAGCGCGAGGAGAUGGUGCUGGUCAAUGGGAACGGCGUCCAGGCUGCUUACCUCAACUGCCUUACGGAAG
This is a messenger RNA of Cariama cristata (Red-legged seriema), 1014 nucleotides long. RefSeq names its product V-set and immunoglobulin domain containing 10 (gene VSIG10). The record is from RefSeq and is a predicted model, not a curated record. Gene Ontology annotation, cellular component: cell-cell junction. The annotation marks the transcript as partial. Gene Ontology annotation, biological process: cell-cell adhesion. Gene Ontology annotation, molecular function: cell adhesion molecule binding. Lineage: Eukaryota; Metazoa; Chordata; Aves; Cariamiformes; Cariamidae. The transcript has 6 exons.